AUGGACCCCCGCCCCGUGACGGCGGAGCCGUCCAACAAACGGCCCCGGUCUCCUGGGGCUGAUCACCCGCAGCCUCACCAGUCGAAAGUGCCCAAGACCCAUUCGAAUCACCUGCAAAUCAACUAUCUCGCGCGCCAGUACCCGGAUAACCUGCCCCUGGUCGCACCGGAUGAUACCCUGCCCGCGAUCAUCCACUUAAUUGGUGAAUACGAUGGAGUGCUGCAUCGCCAUGAGAGUAUCGCCGGGAACCUGGGCGCAUGCCCCCUGGGACCGAUUCUGAUCAAGCGCUUUGAGCGUUUGUUUGACGGGCCCCCGCGUGUGCUCAAGUCGCAUGGCAAGGAUGGGCCGACGGUCACUUGGUUGGAUGUGGUCGAGUUUGCCAAGAGCAAGCCCGAGCAGUUUAAUCUGGAGAAGUCGCGCAAUGGCGUGCGCGUUUGCCAAUUCUAUACGAAGCAGUGUCGCGUGGAGAUCAGCGAGGAGGACUUUGUGCUCAUUGCUUCGGGCAUGCCGCAGAAGAUGAUCCCUCCGCAACCGAUCAUUGAAGAUGAGGAGAAGGAGCUAGGUGCGCUGGAGAUUUUGGAGAAGAAUCUGCAGCAAAUUAUUCAGAUGGCAGACCAAGUGUCUGCUCGAGCCCGCCAGCUCAGCUACCGUCUGAAGAACCGCCGCACCGCAAUCGUCAGCCGUCGCGAAAACGAUGCCUCUCUCACGGCGCAACCCCGCGUUGCUGCGGCUGCUGCCGAAGUCUGGCGUGAUAUGAAUGGCCACGGCCGCGCGAAUGGGCCAUCGAAUGUCACUCCAUCGGGGUUUGUUGCGGUCAAUGCGACCCGACCUGAGGGCGAGUCCGACGAGAACGCGCUUUCGUCCCCGUUCAUGUUCUCCCACUCCAAUGCGGACAAUAUCACCAUUAUCAACGGCACCUCUAUCAAGGGCGCAUCACCCACGACUCGGGCGGACUUGAUGAAGAAGUUCUUCACCACAGCGGACCGCCAAGCUCGCGGCUAUGAUGAGACCACUGGUGCGACAAAUCCGAUUCAGCCUCGGCCUGGGCCUCAAAGCUCCGAUCCAGCCGAGUACAGCAUCUAUAAUAAUAAUAACACCAGCACCAGCACCAACACCAACACCAACAACAACUCGACACCUGUGGCUAUCCCUGGAACCCCGUCCUCGCUGCUUCCGCCGCCGAGAACAACCCCGCAGGAGAAGGAUGAUGGCGGUCCAUUCAAGAUGGAGAUGGUCGCCCGCAUGGAGGAGCUGCCGCGUGGCGAGCGGGUCAACCCACCCUGUGACCGAUGCCGCCGUCUCCACAUGGAUUGCCUGAAGAAUCUGACCGCAUGCCUGGGCUGCACCAAGAAGCACGCCAAGUGCUCCUGGCGGGACGUCAAGGAGGGCGAGCUGAGAGCAGCCUGGGGUUCUUCCGCGUCCCGAGAGCCGCACGAGCGCAUCGAAGAUGAGCGCAUGCCGCCGCUAAAUCUGCCAGGCUUCGUGCCAUCUCCCAGCGCCCCGAUCUCCGCCGAGCGUGAGCGUUACGAGCGCCCAUCACGUCCUUCCGAGACCCCCAGCGACCCGCAAUACUCUCAGCAUCGUCGCGAGUCUGCCCCCGGCUCAGGCGCAUCCAUGGGUCUCCCUCACUCUGAGAACUCCCCCCGUCGCGCCAUGAGCGAGACUGAAGGGGGCGGACGCAUCCAGUACCACAGGCUCCCACCCCGCCAUGCGGAGGACGACGAUCCAGACGCCAACCAGCGGCUCAUGCAGGCCAUCCUCGACACAGUGGACCACCACGCACGCGUGGCGGCCGCCGUGCAGGAAAAGGAGCGGGGCGCGGAGCGGGUGGCAGAAGGUGCGCCCCAUUCUCAUCAUGAUCGAGAUGCCGAUCGAGAUCGAGAUCGAGAGCGUGACCUUGACCGUGGUCGUGACCGGGAUCGGGAUCGGGAUCACGAUCACGAUCGUGAUCGUGAUCGUGAGCGGCGCAUGGUGCAGGCUUAG
Messenger RNA from Penicillium canariense, 1983 nucleotides. RefSeq names its product Zn(II)2Cys6 transcription factor domain-containing protein. Lineage: Eukaryota; Fungi; Ascomycota; Eurotiomycetes; Eurotiales; Aspergillaceae. Gene Ontology annotation, biological process: regulation of DNA-templated transcription. The record is from RefSeq and is a predicted model, not a curated record. Gene Ontology annotation, molecular function: DNA-binding transcription factor activity, RNA polymerase II-specific; zinc ion binding. The transcript is spliced from 2 exons. Bases 1 to 1983 code for a protein of 660 amino acids.